CACCGCCGGUCCCGCCAGUUACGAUCCUGUGCUCCGCGCGCUCGGCAGCAGUCUGACGUACGCCUGCUUCUUGCCCCGGCGUCUCCGCCGCAUCCCGGAGCACGGACUCGCACGCGUGCUUCCGCCGCGCUUUUGUUGUUUUAUUUUUCUGUACCUGGAUUACGGCCCGAGCCUCGUGCCACUUCCUCUGCGCGGGAGGUCACGUCCCUAUGACCACAAUACGCAACUCUCGACUGAGAUAAGAAGCCGGGGACAUGAUCAGUUGAACGAGGACCCUGCCUCAGCAGACCAUGUGUCACUUCUGCUUCAGAGUCCUAAGCUUCGUCAGCCUGUUCUACCUGACAGUGUCACAAAAUCCACCGGUCUUCAAAAAGGAUGAUGAACGGACACUGUACGAGGUGAUGGCCGGCGCCACGGUGCGGCUCCGGUGCGUCGUCUCGGGACAGCCGCGGCCCUACUUGGUCUGGUACCACGAAGAGAGCGAGCUGACGAGCACGCCACGCGAGAACGUCCGCGUGUCGCGUCACACGCUCACCAUCCAGAACGCGCAGCCACGCGAUGCUGGCCGCUACUUCUGCAAGGCGAACAACGGCCUCGGCGAAGCCUGGAAGAACUUCACUCUGCGAGUCGAAGUCCCUUCUCGAGACCAAGCAAAAGCCCCGGACAACAUUCUUUACACGAGAAAUGCAAGUGCGGUUACCGCGCCUUCUGUCGAUGAAACGACAGAAAUCACGGAAAAGCUAGAGCCACCGACGUUCGUAAAGGUGAAUCCGCAGUUGGUGGUGCAGCCUGCCGGAAGCAACGUGGUGUUGCCAUGUAUCGUCAAGAGCAACCCACCGGCGAACAUCACGUGGCUCAAGAACGACCAACCACCAACGCGACUUCUGGGAAAAAAGGUUAUUUACCGGACACACAAAUUGUCAUUGAAUGACGUCAUGGUGUCCGACGCGGGCAAUUACACCUGCACGGCCAUCAAUUCUUUGGGCAACAUCAGCUACACCUACACUGUUGAAAUCAAAGAACGAAUUCCACUUCGGCCAAUCAUUUACGAGGACUCCAUCCAGAACCUGACCGUGUACGCCGGACAGCAAGCACGCUUCGAAUGCCGCUUCAUAAGCGACCUGCAGCCGCACAUUCGCUGGCUGCGGCAUUACUCCGUGAACGGCUCAUACUUCCAGAACGACGACGAGACUACUCCUUACGUCAGUGUCGUUCAGAGUGCGAAUCAGAGCAUAUAUGAUCCUCGAGUCCUCGUGAUCGACAACGUGACGAUGGAUGACGAAGGCUGGUACACUUGUCUAGUUGGCAAUAGCGUUGGCAUCAGCAACAAGAGCGUCUAUUUGAAUGUUGAGCCAUUGCCGCAACCCGAGAAGUCCAGCUUCACGAUGACGCUCCUCAAGCAUCCAUGGAUGUUGGCGCUGGCCACUGUGCUGGGCGUGAGCGCCGUUGUGGGCGUCAUCACCACGCUCGUCUGCCGCUCUGCCAUGCUGUCACUGCAGCAGAAGCUCGAUGUAGCCCAGAAGCAGCAUGUGGUCGUCCGCAAGAAGGUCAUCCUCGAGCGCCAGAUUUCGGAUUCUGGGCACUACGAAGACUCAUCAGUAGCCCCACUGGUCAAGAUCGACCACCAGAGGGGCUUCAUGCCUUCGGAACUGAACACCGUGUGCGAAUACGAGUUGCCUCUGGACCCCGAAUGGGAAUUUCCCAGAGAAAGGCUGGUCCUCGGCAAGCCUCUGGGAGAAGGAGCAUUCGGCCAAGUGGUCAAGGCAGAGGCGUACGGCCUUGGCGACAAGGAAGGACCCACAAUCGUAGCCGUGAAGAUGCUGAAAGAUGGGCAUACUGACAGCGAAAUGGCCAACCUCGUUUCCGAGAUGGAGGUGAUGAAGACCAUCGGAAAGCACAUCAACAUCAUUAACCUGCUUGGAUGCUGCACCCAAGACGGCCCACUUCAAGUGAUAGUCGAGUACGCUGCCCAUGGAAACCUCCGCGACUUCUUGCGCACCCACCGUCCGAGCUCUGGUUACGAGCAAGCUAUUGGGGCUGACUUGAAACCAAAGACGUUGACGCACAAGGACCUGGUCUCGUUCGCCUAUCAAGUCGCUCGUGGGAUGGAAUACCUCGCCUCGAAAAAGUGCAUUCACCGUGAUUUGGCAGCGAGAAACGUGCUAGUCGUGGAGAACAACGUUAUGAAGAUUGCUGACUUCGGUCUGGCGCGUGACUUGCACAACAUCGACUAUUACAAGAAGAAAUCAGACGGACGUCUACCUGUCAAAUGGAUGGCUCCGGAAGCCCUGUUCGAUCGGGUCUACACCACACAAAGCGACGUAUGGUCUUAUGGCAUCCUUCUGUGGGAGAUCAUGACACUCGGUGGCACACCGUACCCGUCUGUGCCCAUCGAAAAGCUGUUCCAGUUGCUCAGAGACGGACACAGGAUGGAGAAACCGCAGGGCUGUUCGCUUGAAGUGUAUGUGAUAAUGAGGGAAUGCUGGAACCAGUCGCCAUACCAGCGGCCAACCUUCACGGAACUCGUAGAGGACCUCGACCGGAUCUUGACCUUCGCCACGGACCAGGAGUACCUGGACCUGUCUAUUCCCGUGCUGGACACGCCGCCCAGCUCCUCCGAGAGCGACUCCUCUCUCUCCUUCGCCGCGCACCACACGGCCGUGUGAAGAUGCGGCCGAGCCCUAGUCGCGCGACUGCUCCCCCGGCCUCUCGGCGCCCGCCCUGGCCACCCGCUGCUAGACAGCCUGUCCUGCGCAGUGGUGCUCGCUUUCGGCGCGAGGCAGCGUCCUCUGUAAAAAGCUGUGAAUAGUUGGAUGUAAAAUGAAAAGUUGAUGUUAUUUAUUAUGUAAGUAUCGCUCGUUUCAGGGAUAUGACUUCAUGCACAUUACUGUCACGCGGAGCAGCGAACUCGCGCUGGAUCGCGUUAGAUUUCAAAGGUGCCGCAGAGGACACAAUAUAUUUAGCUUAGCUUCGAGCGAGCUUAACGUGACCGCACUGAGCGGGUAUUCCUGCUAUUUUCUCCCAAGUGCAAUGGUCUCCCAAGUGCAAUGGCCGUUUCCUCAAUGCGCCCAAAUGUUCAACAAUGUAGUACGUUGCUCUCUCCAGUUCGCACCGCACGGGCAGCUGGAAAUCGUCUUUCUUCCGGUGUCCCGCCAGCUGUUCACGUGCAGUGGUCCGUUUUUCAGUACCCCACAGCAGUUUACUUCACCCCUGCCUCCCAGACACCACCGCCAUAGGUAUCGCAUAGAGGCACCUUCCAAACGGCGGAGUUUGAACGAACGCCGAAUAGCUAUCUGUAGACGUCCAUGUUGUACUUGCGAGGGAAAGAACACUUUCCAAACCUCACAAAACGAUGUAUCGUUAUACAUUUUAUUUCCGAACAAAUCCCACGCGCUCGCUACUAGCGUGUGCGUCCCUGCCUCUCUCUGAACCUGAUAGCUUAAAGCUCCGUCCGCCUCGACUGCGAACAAAGGCAGAAGCCGAGGCGUACUACAUCGUGCUUAUGCGAUGCCCGCAAAGACGUCCAAACGAAAGCCAGCGCGCUAAGCCAACAGGAACGCCACAAGCGCGCAUCUCAUGCCGGUUCCAGCACAAGCACGGCGGACCGGAUGUGAGAUGUACGCGCAGAGAGUUGAAUUAACUAGAUGCCCUUGCUUGGCGAAUGCUGAAUUUGGCAAGUAGCUCUGCAAGCGUCGCAUACCCGUAGACUGUCGCAGUUCGUCUACAAAGCGCGCUCCUCUUGAGAGCGUCACAAUCGCGCUGACCGCUGAACCUCCAACUGUAUGUUGCCACCGUCAAUGUCUCGUACUGAUCAAACAGGGCCGUGCAAAAGGCAGACAUUUGUCAUUAUAUAAACUGCCUAAAGCUGUCAGGACGUAUUAUACAAUGUCAGAAUCGUAACUCCCCUCCGUGUCAUGAGCAGCGAAAAAAAAAAUGCAAGCAGCUCUUCAGUGACAGUGAACUUAGCCCAGUGCCAUUUUGAGGUGCAAUGGCUCUCGGGUGAGAUCCAACGGUGCACCUCGGCUUUUCAGCAGGCUGCCGCAACGCUGUAGCUUCCUUGCACUGUUGGCCAACCGUGUUAAAGAACAAGGAGUCUGUGAGAAUAUUCCAGCCUGUAAGUGAUUGCAUGUAAAAUAAAAUAUUGGCAUGUGAAAAGAGCCCCACGUUUUUCUAUGCCCUCAUUUGAAACGUCACGAAAAAAAAAAAGAACACUGAUAAUAGAGAAUAAUUAGCCAUGAUAGUCCUCUCAAGCAGCUAGAUAUUUAUUACCUAAUAACAAAAUACUUGCAGGAUUCAAGUCAUGGUGGUUAAACAAUUGGUUCAAACUCUUCUUCACGAUGUUUUCCAGCAAGACUGAAGACUUCAACAAACCAACGUCCUUUCAUAAUUUUCUGGCACCAAACAACGCAAUUUUGCACGGCCUUGUCUUGUGCAGUGUUUGCAACAGUGUUUAAGAAUGUAAGUGCAAUGCGUGAAAUACAUCGCUGUUUACGAAUAUUGCGCAAUCCGCUUCUGUAGACACAACACACAGUUGGUCAAACACGCUCUUGUCAGUCUGUGUGCGCGGGAAAUGUGUCAACUACGUGACUUACCAUGUACACGCAGCCAGUCGGUAACACUGAAAAAGAUUUUAUUUUUCACAUUGACAUUUGUUGAGAGAGAGAGAGUACAAAUAAUGUUGUCAUGCUCAUCAUGUGUUGGCAUUUAUGUAAAUACCACCUCUUUGCUGUCCACACUUGUUUUGGUUUCUGUAAAAUAAAAUCUGCUUCACAAAUUGA
Molecule: messenger RNA, 4778 nt
Organism: Dermacentor andersoni
Lineage: Eukaryota; Metazoa; Arthropoda; Arachnida; Ixodida; Ixodidae
Product: fibroblast growth factor receptor 2-like
Biological process (GO): multicellular organism development; positive regulation of cell population proliferation; positive regulation of kinase activity
Cellular component (GO): signaling receptor complex; plasma membrane
Molecular function (GO): fibroblast growth factor receptor activity; ATP binding
Source: RefSeq, a predicted model, not a curated record